GGGGCGAGGCGGCCGGCGGCGGGGACAGGGAGGCGGCGGCCGUGCUGAUGGUGCUGGACCUCUGCUCGGUCAGCAACGUAGCCCUGUCGCGGAUCCUCCGACAGCUCUCCGACGUGGCCCGGCACGCCUGCACCCUUUUCCAGGAGGUCGAGGCUGACAUCCAGGGCACCCACCGCCGCGUACGGGCGCUGCACGGCCGCAUCGCCGGCCUCCAGGGAGCCGUGCGCGGCCUCGACCCCAAGCAGGAGGCAGUGCCUGUCUCCAACCUUGAUGCAGAGAGCAAACUGAGUGUCUACUACCGAGCACCUUGGCAUCAGCAAAGAAACAUCUUUCUGCCCUCCACCAGGCCGCCCUGCGUGGAGGAGCUGCACCACCACGCCAAGCAGCACCUGCGAGCCUUGCGCAGAGAACAUCGAAGCCGAGGUGAUAACAGAGAGCAAAAAAUCCAAGGCCCCAUAGCUGUGGUGGCUCCCCCCUUUCCUCCCUUCCCUGCAAUCUGCAGCCAAAAGAGGCAAGCGAUAAAGGACCGGCAUUUGCUACCAUUUAACAGCACCCGUUCGCCCUCCCCAAUUGAGUGUUGCCACAUGACCCCCUGGAGUAGAAAGUCCCAUCCACCAGAGGACGAAGAUACAGAUGUCAUGUUAGGGCAGAGGCCGAAAAAUCCAAUACAUAAUAUCCCUUCUACACUGGAUAAACAAACCAAUUGGAGUAAAGCACUACCUCUCCCAACUCCAGAGGAGAAAAUGAAACAAGAUGCCCAAGUGAUUUCUUCUUGCAUUAUCCCCAUCAAUGUCACUGGAGUUGGUUUUGACAGAGAGGCUAGUAUACGCUGCUCUCUUGUUCAUUCACAAUCUGUACUACAGCGGAGACGAAAGUUGAGGAGGAGGAAAACCAUCUCUGGCAUCCCCAGAAGAGUGCAACAAGAAAUAGAUUCAGACGAGUCGCCAGUGGCGAGAGAGCGCAAUGUGAUUGUGCACACAAACCCAGAAUUCCCCGGCUCCAGCAACAGGAGGCUGGGGACCCGGGACUCGGAGUGCCAGACGGAAGAAAUUCUGAUAGCUGCUCCUUCCCGGCGACGGAUCCGUGCCCAGCGGGGGCAGAGCGUGGUCGCCUCCCUCUCCCACUCCACUGGCAACAUCUUGGUGCUGGCGGACAGCGGGGACGCGGUCUUUGCUGCUGCUGUGAGCAACCGCAUCCGCUCGCGGAGCCUUCCUCGCGAGGGCGCCCGGGCCAGCGAGGGCCAUCAGGAUGCCACCACCAAGAGUGCAGGGUACGAAGUGGAGCACUUCCUAGCUGGUCAGGAGAGGAUCCCCAAAAAGGGGAAGGAGAUCUUGAGCAAGCAGGGUUCACAGGAGUGCCAGCCCAUUGGUUUAACUUGUUCUCAGCACCUGCAUAGCCCUGAACACAGCAUCGGCGAGAGGGGGAGAUCGCGGUUAUCAAGGAUGGUCGAUUCAGGCAGCUGUGAAAUUUCAUCCAACUCAGACACCUUCGGGAGCCCAAUUCACUCCAUCUCCACAGCAGGAGUCCUGCUCAGCAGCCACAUGGACCAGAAAGACGAUCACCAGUCCUCCAGCGGCAACUGGAGCGGGAGCAGCUCCACAUGUCCCUCCCAGACAUCUGAAACCAUUCCUCCUGCUGCCUCUCCUCCACUAACAGGCUCUUCACACUGUGACUCCGAGCUGUCACUCAAUACCGCUCCCAACGCCAACGAGGACUCCAGUGUCUUCAUCACAGAGCAAUUUGGUGACCACACAGACAAGGUCAGGGGCCACCGGGCGAGCUCCUUCACAUCCACUGUGGCGGAUUUACUGGAUGAUCCCAACAACAGCAACACAAGCGACAGUGAGUGGAACUACCUGCACCAUCACCACGAUGCCUCCUGUCGCCAGGAUUUCAGCCCUGAGCGCCCAAAGGCAGACAGCCUGGGAUGUCCCAGCUUUACCAGCAUGGCCACGUAUGACAGCUUCCUCGAAAAGACCCCCUCUGACAAGGCAGACACUAGCUCACACUUUUCCGUGGAUACUGAAGGAUACUAUACCUCCAUGCACUUUGACUGCGGUCUGAAGGGUAAUAAAAGCUAUAUUUGCAACUAUGCAGCCCCAGGCUCUGAGAGUGGCCAGACUGGGAGCAUGACUUGCAGCCUAGCUGACUGUGCCUGGCAGGAGUGCAUGAGCCACAGGAGGCAGGCACGGCAGUGCAUCUCACUGAAGAAACCAAAGGCAAAGCCAGCCCCACCAAAACGCAGCUCAUCUUUGAGGAAAUCAGAGGGCAGCACCGACCUUCCUGACAAGAAAGAACCAAAGAUCAGUGGUGGACAGCAUGUCUCUCACACUGCCAGGGAGAUGAAGCUGCCCCUGGAGUUUUCAAACACACCUUCCCGAGUGGAAGGCCCCAACCUGCCAGCCAAGCAGGAGCUUCCCUGGCCAAACCAGGAUGAUGGUGGGUUAAAGGACACUCCAUUUGACACCGCCAAUAUCCCCUCCUUUAAAGAUGAAGGUGCUGAACAACCUCACUAUGCAGACCUUUGGCUUCUGAACGACUUGAAAUCUAGUGAUCCUUACAGGUCCUUGUCCAAUUCAAGCACUGCUACGGGUACUACAGUCAUAGAGUGCAUCAAGUCACCAGAGAGCUCUGAAUCCCAAACGUCUCAGUCUGGGUCACGAGCUACAACCCCAUCCCUCCCCUCUGUUGAUAAUGAGUUUAAGCUGGCCUCCCCAGAGAAGCUGGCAGGGUUAGCCUCACCCUCCAGUGGGUACUCCAGCCAGUCAGAGACACCCACCUCUUCUUUUCCAACGGCUUUCUUUUCGGGACCUUUGUCUCCAGGGGGGAGCAAGAGGAAGCCAAAAGUUCCAGAGAGGAAGUCAUCACUGCAGCAGCCACUCUCAAAAGAUGGCACCGCCUCAGUGAGCAAAGACCUCGAACUUCCGAUUAUACCUCCUACUCACCUUGACCUAAGUGCUCUUCACAAUGUCUUGAGCAAGCCCUUGGCUCACAGGCACCAGCUGCACACCUUUAGCCACAGCAAGCAGAGCGCGGUCGGGGAAGCCCUGCAGCCCUGCCCUCCCUCUGCCCUCGCCAUCACACCCUCUGUUCUCAAGUCUGUCCACCUCCGGGCAGUCAAUAAGCCUGAAGGAGUGAAGCAUAAAGGCAGUACCCCAGACCUGCUCUGCAUACAGGAGAGCACCUUGAUGACAACCGAGGUCUCUCCAGGCAAAAUGAGGCCGCUCUUAGCUAAGAAACCAGUAUCACGCCAGUACUCUACAGAUGAGGCCAUAAUGCUGUACAUUGACACUUCCCCAGCAGAAGCAGGCCCUGGAAAGCCACCUUUAGAGAAAAGCUCCUCUUUUGGCGGGCAGAAUAGCUGUGAGAGAGAAGCUGUAACUUCCGCAAGCAUGGGUCUGGUUGAAAUCAAACCUGGGAAGGACCAAACACACCUGGCCGAUGAACACUUAGCAGAAAGCUCUCUGAGUCAGGCAUGUGCCGUCCCCGUGGAUGACUUUCAGAAGGGCUCAGCUGUCCCCACAGGUGAUGAUGAAACAAGGAAACCUGUUCAGGGAGAAGAAACAGUGCAUGAUCUUCAGCAAGUGCAGGCUCAGCAAGAGCUCUCUGCAGGCAGCGAGGGGAAGGUGGAAGCUGGGUCUGUGGAUGAAAGCCCAGCUCAGGCUGAGGGACCAGCCAUCACCUAUCAGUUAAAGCACCAACCCGACGUAAGCCACCAUGUGCCUGGGAAUAUCAGCUACGAAGCAGAGAUGGCAGCAGUGGAUUCACUCAGCGAAGAGGGUUGCAAGCAGGAAAACUAUAUCACAUCAGGUAUCCCAACCAAAAGUGCCUCUGAUGACAGCAGGGCAGACCAGACACUGGGCAGCGCAGACGAGCCUUCGCUGAAAGAGUCUUCUCCAAGCGAUGAGUCCAUCAUGUCUCCACUGAGUGAGGAGUCACAGGCCGACACUGAGGAUGUCUUUGUGUCUCCAAACAAACCCCGCACUACUGAGGAUCUGUUUGCAGUCAUUCACAGAUCAAAAAGGAAAGUUCUUGGGAGAAAGGAUUCUGGAGACCUUUCUGUAAGAAACAGAUUGAGAGCUUCGUCUGGGACCAGCAGCCAGCCUCCCACCAGCAGCACACUGCCCACCAGCAAUAUGCCACCAGCCAGCAACGUGGGCACUCCCAUUAGUAGUCAGAGGUCCCCCGGGCUCAUCUACAGGAAUGCCAAAAAGUCCAACACAUCCAAUGAGGAGUUUAAGCUACUGCUCCUUAAAAAGGGCAGCCGAUCUGAUUCCAGCUACAGGAUGUCUGCCACAGAAAUUCUGAAAAGUCCCAUUCUGCCGAAGUCUCCUGGAGAGCUGACGGCAGACGCCCUUCAAAGCACGGAAGAGUCUCCUCCCACAACGAGCCCUGAUGCAUUGUCGCCGCUCUCCCCCUGCUCCCCCAGGGUCAACACGGAAGGAUUCUCCUCCAAGAGCUUCCCCAUGUCGGCCUCCUCGCGGGUGGGGCGGUCGCGGGCGCCGCCGGCAGCCAGCGGCAGCCGGUACAGCGUGCGCUGCAGGCUGUACAACACCCCCAUGCAGGCCAUCUCCGAGGGCGAGACCGAGAACUCGGACGGCAGCCCCCACGACGAUCGCUCUUCUCAGAGCUCUACAUAGGCUGGGUGCGUGCCAGGGCCAGGCUGACAACACCACUCGAGCUCUUAAGGAUGUCAACACGAGAGACAAAUGCUGUAGCAAUCAAAAAAAAAAAAAAAAAAAAAAAAAAAAAAAAAAAAAAAAAAAAAGAAGAAAAAGAGAGUAAUCGCAGGGCAAUAUCAAUGCUUAGAUGUGUUUGCAUUUGGAAGACGCCGGGAAAACAUAAGGACUACGGCUGUAGCUAUUUAUUACAUUACAUUUUCUAAAUGGAUGAAGAUAUGCUAUGUCUGUUCUGUUUUCUUUUAGCUUCAUUUGGUUUAUCCCACUCUCAUUUCCAUUGUCACUGUAGAUUUCAAGGCCAUUCACUUUCCAUAGAGUUAAAGGUGACUUUGGGUGGGUUUUUUUCCCAGAAGCUGCCCAUCUAGAAACAAUUCCCUCACUGUAGUGCUUCCCUAGGGAGAAAACAAAAAAACAAAAAAAC
This is a messenger RNA of Ficedula albicollis (Collared flycatcher), 5100 nucleotides long. RefSeq names its product NHS actin remodeling regulator (gene NHS). The record is from RefSeq and is a predicted model, not a curated record. NCBI's taxonomy places the organism in Eukaryota, Metazoa, Chordata, Aves, Passeriformes, Muscicapidae. Bases 48 to 4640 code for a protein of 1530 amino acids. Gene Ontology annotation, biological process: cell differentiation; lens development in camera-type eye. The transcript has 10 exons.